AAAGUCAAAGGGCUUUCAAAUCCCAACUCGACUUAAGGGCAUUAUUGGCUAACUGAACAAUCUAUGGACCAUUACCAACUUCCCACGUGGAAAACUGAAAAAACAGACAGGAAACAGAUCGGCAGUUGCUGACCGCCCGGGGUUUUGGUUUGGGGGAAGGUCGGCUUCUCCCUUUUCUUUCUGACAUUCUAACCCCUGAAAGUGCGAAUACCCUCCAUUUUUAUAUUGUUUUACAGCUUAUUUUUGCCCUUUAUCUUUCCUUGAUUUCCCUCUCCUGUCUCCUUCCCAAAGCUCCGGCUUUAUUUAUACCAAGCCUCCAAAAGGAUCUGGGGUUUCAAUUGUUUGAUAGGGUUUGGUUUGUAUUUCAAACAUGUUGGUGCAGAUAAGUUUAGGAUUUUUGUUGGCUUUGGUACAUAAAGAUGCCCGGACUUAUUAUGGAUGAAAUUAAAGAAGAGGCAAUGAUGAAUGAAGUGAAUGGGACCUCUUCACAUACUAAGGAAAAUUCAGUUUUGAAUAAGUCCCCUAGUAGUACGCCGAGUCCAAGAAGCCCUCAUAGUGCAGAUCACCCCAUUAAGGGGAUGGUGCAGGUUGACACCUCAAUUGAGCAGCUUUAUGAGAAUGUGUGUGAUAUGCAAAGUUCUGAUCAGUCACCCUCAAGGCAGAGCUUUGGAUCAUAUGGUGAGGAGUCUAGGAUCGAUUCAGAAUUGCGCCAUCUUAUUGGAGGAGAGAUGAGGGAAGUUGAGAUAAUGCAAGUGGAGGUGGAUAAACCAGAAGACGAUAGUCAUAGUAAUUCCUCUUCUAAGAAGGGAAGCUCAUCUAGUGGUAAGAAGUCAGGGCAGCUGGACAAGACCAAAUCUGCAAGUGUAAAAUCUAUUUCUUUAGGUCAUGUGAAGAUAGCGUCACAGUCACAAUUGGACUCUGAAGCAUCAAAAAAACCAAGUCUUAAGGGAAAAAGUCCACCUGAGAAGCCUCCCAUUGAUAAGCGUAAGAAUAAGACCCUAAAGAAAUCAAACACAGGAGUCUUAUCCAUGAAGAAAGGGAAAGGGUCAAAGUUACGAAAUGGAACUGAGGAUGCUUCUGAGUCAGGGUCAGGUAAUCCUGAUCUUGGACCAUUUUUACUCAAGCAAGCUAGGGAUAUGGUUUCCUCUGGAGACAAUCCCCAGAAAGCUCUUGAAUUAGCACUUCGAGCAGCAAAAUCAUAUGAAAUUUGUGCCAAUGGGAAACCCAGUUUAGAACUGGUUAUGUGUUUGCAUGUUACUGCAGCAAUAUAUUGCAGCCUAAGCCAUUACAGUGAGGCAAUUCCUCUUCUUGAGCAAUCAAUUGAGAUUCCAUUGAUUGAGGAAGGCCAAGAGCAUGCCCUGGCUAAAUUUGCCGGUCAUAUGCAGUUGGGUGACACUUAUGCAAUGCUAGGACAGCUUGAAAACUCAAUAACUUGUUACAGCACUGGUUUUGAAGUCCAGAAACAAGUUCUUGGAGAAACAGAUCCUAGAGUUGGUGAGACCUGCAGGUAUCUGGCUGAAGCUCAUGUGCAGGCAUUGCAAUUUGAUGAAGCUCAAAGGCUAUGCCAGAUGGCUCUUGAUAUUCACAAAGAGAAUGGUUCACCGGCUUCUCUUGAAGAGGCAGCAGAUAGGAGGCUUAUGGGUCUCAUAUGUGAAACAAAGGGAGACCAUGAAGCUGCUUUAGAGCAUCUUGUUUUAGCCAGUAUGGCCAUGGUGGCAAAUGGCCAGGAGGCAGAGGUGGCUUCUGUUGAUUGCAGCAUUGGAGACACAUACUUAUCUUUGUCUCGAUAUGAUGAAGCUGUUUUUGCCUAUCAGAAAGCACUCACAGCUUUUAAAACAACCAAAGGCGAUAAUCAUCCAGCUAUUGGGUCAGUCUUUGUCCGGCUGGCUGAUUUAUAUAACAGGACAGGGAAAUUAAAGGAAUCAAAAUCAUACUGUGAGAAUGCCCUUCGAAUCUAUGAAAAGCCCAUGACAGGGAUCCCCCCAGAGGAGAUUGCAGGUGGUCUCACAGAUGUUUCUGCUAUCUAUGAAUCAAUGGACGACCUUGAUCAGGCAAUCAAAUUGCUACAAAAAGCCUUAAAAAUAUACAAUGAUGCCCCUGGUCAACAAAGCACAAUAGCUGGAAUUGAAGCCCAGAUGGGAGUAAUGUAUUACAUGUUGGGGAAUUAUUCAGAAUCUUACAAUUCCUUAAAAAGUGCCAUUUCAAAGCUACGUGGAUGUGGAGAGAGGAAAUCUGCCUUCUUUGGCAUUGCCCUCAAUCAAAUGGGGCUAGCUUGUGUGCAAAGCUAUGCUAUAAAUGAGGCUGUUGAGUUGUUUGAAGAAGCCAAGAGCAUUUUGGAGCAAGAGUGUGGACCAUACCACCCUGAUACACUCGGGGUAUAUAGUAAUCUUGCCGGCACUUAUGAUGCAAUUGGCAGGUUGGAUGAUGCCAUUGAAAUACUGGAGUAUGUUGUUCAGAUGAGAGAGGAAAAACUUGGGACAGCAAAUCCUGAGGUUUAUGAUGAGAAGAAAAGGUUAGCUGAAUUAUUAAAAGAAGCAGGAAGAGUUCGGAGCAGAAAAGCCAGAUCAUUAGAAACCCUUCUUGAUGCCAAUCCUCAUAAUUUAAAAGGAGAGGGAAUUAAGGUGUGAUAAGGAUGAAUUUAUGUAUUUAUGAAUGAAGAUGAUGUAUUAUAGGAUCCUUUAAAAUAAGAAAGAACGAGAGAAAAGGAAGAAAAGAUUGGUUUUUAUUAUAAGAUUCUUGGCAUGGGGAUGGGUAUAAUGGGUGGUAUGGUCGGAUGAAAUAACUGUCUGGUGGGGUUUUGGAUGUAUUAUUUAUUGUAAUUCUAAAUUGAUUAAGGGUUGCUUUUAAAUUAAUUUCUCAUGAGUUGUGAUAUUAUUUACAUGAAAACUGGCGAAGGAAGUAUGAAUCUGCUUAGAGAGGUGGUAUAAGUAAAGAUUCUUUGAUCAGAUGUCUGAAAUGAGCUGUUGUAAUAAGAACAAACAAAAUCCUAUGAUCCAUCUUUUUUUAUUCAAUUUCAUUGGUUGCUAAUCCUGUUAUAAAUUUUGUAAAGAUUAGGGCCUCUGGUGCAGGUUUGUGUUUCAUGUUUGUUAAUGCAGUUUUCUACUUUCUACUUGGGCAAAGGCUAUCAUCAAUUCAUGUCUGUUUCGCCAAUGACUAAUAACGUUAAACUAGUGGGCAUUUUCCAUUUAUACGAAGUGCUAGUACUUUUCUGAAUUUGAACCUCGUAAACGCAUCAAAUUAUGUGAUGAAGCCAGGAUUGGUUGUUUACCUA
Messenger RNA from Durio zibethinus, 3271 nucleotides. Its product is annotated as protein KINESIN LIGHT CHAIN-RELATED 3-like. The record is from RefSeq and is a predicted model, not a curated record. NCBI's taxonomy places the organism in Eukaryota, Viridiplantae, Streptophyta, Magnoliopsida, Malvales, Malvaceae. Gene Ontology annotation, molecular function: protein binding.